Molecule: messenger RNA, 1653 nt
Organism: Triplophysa dalaica
Lineage: Eukaryota; Metazoa; Chordata; Actinopteri; Cypriniformes; Nemacheilidae
Product: CD209 antigen-like protein E
Exons: 5
Coding region: 204-998 (264 amino acids)
Molecular function (GO): signaling receptor activity
Source: RefSeq, a predicted model, not a curated record
GUGAGCUGAUGAUGACGUAUUUUCAUUUUUGAGUGAACUAUGUCCUUAACUUUUAUUUAACCUGUGAUUUUCCCCUAACUUCUUUUCUCAGACACGUGGUGUUGUGUUCUGAUGGUCAGCAGGACUGUAUGUAAAUUGUUCGAGAAUAGGCUUAUAAAAUCCAUUGGUUCAUGUGCUGAAGCUCACAGUUCUGAAUGCACUGAAUGAUGGAGUCAGAAAACAUCACUGAAAACAGGAACACUGAACAGAAGAACGACAGCAGCGUCUUUGACAGAGACCUGAGCAGUGAUGAGAUCACCACCAAUAAGGAUGCAGCUGACAACCCUAUACUCUGCAUGAACUUUAUCCAGAGGGAAGCCGUUAAUUACAGAAGAAAGAAAUAUUGUAUGCUGAUCACAGUGUUACUCGGGCUCAUCUUUGUUUUACUGGUGAUUGCCGUUGUAGUGCAACACAAAAAACUCUCAACAGAGAGCGAUCUGAUGAAGAUGAGCUACAUGAACUUGGAAUACAGUGAAGCUUUGAGCAGCCUGGAGAUGAAUUACAGCCGUCUGAAUGGUGAGAGAGAAGAACUACAGAUAAACCUCACCUAUACGAUCCAGAAGACACUGCAGUUGGAGGCCGAGCUGAAGAAGUGGAAUUCAGAAAAAGGGUUAGGCUGGUAUUUCAUAUCCAGAGAGAAGAAGAACUGGACUGAAAGCAGACAGCACUGCAGGGAUCGUGGUGGAGAUCUGGUCAUCAUCCACACUGAAGAAGAACAGAUGCUUGUAUCUUCUAUCACCAAGGAGCGUAACUGGAUUGGUUUGUCUUAUAAUGAGAAUGAGAGUGUCUUAAAAUGGGUGGAUGGUACGCCACUGGAUUUAGGGUUUUGGGUUCAAGGUGAACCGAACGGCUUGGGCAGAAGUGAGAACUGUAUUGAAAUGUUGCCUUCCUCGCAACCCAAAAAUAACUGGAAUGAUGCAGUAUGUUCAAUACAGAACACAUUUAUUUGUGAGCAUUAACUCAUUCUUAUUAAUCUUUCUACUCAUAUAAUAUGACGGUUUACUGUUCACUGUGAGUUAUGUAUGUCGACUGCAAUUGUUUUCACCUUGUUAAAACUCUUCUAAAACAAAUACUAUAUUAGAUUAUAAUUUUUUUGUAAAAGCAUCUGUUAGGUGAACAUUCAUACUUUUGUUAUGUCAGGUUGGGGUUCAAAUGGUUUUUGUUUUUCAUGUUACACAUUGAAAGAGAUCCAUUAAUACAGUGUCUGUCCAAAUCAAAUGUUUGUUGAUUUAUUUGAAGGUAUUGGCUUGUUUAAAUAUUGUUUUGCUAUGUAUGUAAAGGUACAGAUAAUACUUUUGGUACAUGAAUGAGACUGUGUGUUUCAUUAAAAUGCAAUUACAUAAAUUCUUUCAGUAGAUUUUUGAUGUCAAGGUUUUGCAAAACUGAUAGAAAUCAUCUUGGAUAAAAAAGUGGCUUCUGUAUUUAAGUGAUAGCAGAUCUCCAUUAUCCAGUUACUGUGUUCUAACACUGAACCUAAUCUUAACCCAUGUUAAAGGGACACCCUAGUAAAAAACUAUUCAUUUAAAAUGCAUUUAUUUCAUACUUUGAAUAGUUUAAAUGUAUUAACAUAUUUACUGACAUGACUUACUUAUAUAAAAUUAUAAUUGAAAGUUA